This is a messenger RNA of Epithele typhae, 1290 nucleotides long. RefSeq lists its product as uncharacterized. The transcript is spliced from 2 exons. Bases 1 to 1290 code for a protein of 429 amino acids. The record is from RefSeq and is a predicted model, not a curated record. Lineage: Eukaryota; Fungi; Basidiomycota; Agaricomycetes; Polyporales; Epitheliaceae.
AUGCCCGCGCAGUGCGCCAUGUGCGAGGCGAUGCUCCCUGGGAACUCGAAGCGCUGUUCAGGCUGUCAAGAGGUGUCGUACUGCAACGAGCGUUGCCAGAACGAACACUGGGUCCUCCACAUCUUCGACUGCCAGACGAACAAACCCAUCGGCACCGUCUACUACCUCGCCCGCGCGUGCCGCCUCCAACACCCUCCCGUUCACGCUCCUACUAGGCUGGAAUAUGGAUUCGAGAAGAUCGUUUGGCUCGUCGGUCCCGACAAAGAGCACGACCUCCUUCGCAUGUACGAGCGGCUGCUGCGCCAAGUAUCUCCCAAAGACUUGCGCCAGUGGCAGCGACAAGGCCACCUCGUCCGCGGCAUCCAGUCCGCAUUCGACGCCCUCCCACCGCACGAACGCGGCCCGACAUUCUCCUGGUUCCUCGAACACCAGCACAUCCUCGACAAGCCCGCCGACUUCGACUUCGACCGCAUGUCGGCGCUCGCGGAAAAGGACGCCGCCGCGCUCGUCCGCGCGGGGUGGCUCCGCAUGGGCGGCGCCCCCUCCGCCACCCCGCUCGACAUCGCCGCCGCCCUCGGCCGCAUGCCCGGCCCCGAGCGGUUCCGCGCCGGGUUCUACUGCACCGCGCUCGCCGGCUGGCUGCCCCUCCCCAGCCAGCAGGCGUGGGUCCGCUUCGGGUUCGUCGCGCAGCCCUCGCAGGCCGCGCAGGCCGCGCUCGCGCGGGCGUACGCCGCGCUCGCCGCCGCGUGCCCGUUCCUCGAGUUCUCCGCCGCGCACGCGUCCGGCGCCGUCCCCGCCCUCUUCGCCCGCCACGCCGUCGCCGUCCCGCACCCGCGGCUCUUCGCGGACGUCAUGUCCACCCCGCCCGCGCAUCCGGCCCCCAAGUCCGUCUGGUUCCUCAAGCAGCACGUCGACAUCGUCGCCUCGACGCCUCCCGACGACCUCGCCAGGAACGGGUCGAGCCGAGGGUACCACGUGGAGGCGUUCCGGAUCGACUACGGAUACGUCCGCUGCCGCAGCGCGGGGGACGGGGAGCCCCUCGACGCGCUCUACGCCCGCCUGUUCGCGAAGAUGGAGCAAGGGGUGGACCCGCUGGAGCUCCACGAGGCGUGCGCGGCUGGCCGGCUGGCCGAGUAUGCUGGGCGGUUCGUCAAGCUGGACGCACACGCGGAAGAGUACGCGCGGCUGUUGAGCACGGGGCGCGGGGUCAUGGCUGAGAGCGGUGCUGUGUACGACGUGGAGAGCGUGUUUGGUGUGCGAAGUCACUCCCGGUUGUUUGCUGCUGCAUAG